UUCACGCACGCGCCCGAGCCCUAAGAAUGAAUCCACCAACACGCGUUUUGCUAACAGCGUACAUAAAAACGAUUUACUUCAGUCUUCGCUGACAGAAUAACGUGGCAGUAGGUACUUAUUUUGUGCUGAAAAGGUACAGAAGAAGAAGUGUAGUCGAAACGUUAAUUCUUCAUCAGAGUAAGCCAGUUGUUUGGGAGUCAUGAGCUGCCUGUGGAUGGGUAAUGUUGAUCCCUACAUGGAUGAAAAUUUCGUCUCCCGUGCUUUUGCCACCAUGGGAGAACUUGUGGUCAGUGUAAGAAUUGUUCGAAACAAAGCAGACAGGUAUGCUGCUGGUUAUUGCUUUGUGGAGCUGCCGGACGAAGCUACAGCAGAGAGAUGCCUUCGAAAGGUUAAUGGGAAACCUCUACCAAGAUCCAUGCCGGUAGCUCACAUGCAUCCUCUCUGCAUAUUGCUAAAACCAAGAAGAUUCAAGCUAAAAACAGCAGCUUCUGGGAAGCAAAGUGACAUCAGAAACGUGAGUGGGUAUUUUGACUUCAACUGCUCUCAGCCAUACACAUUUGACCACAACCAGUACUAUCAGCAAUUCUCUAACUACUACUCUAACUGGGGAUAUGAUCAGAGUGCAGACCACAGUUCAUAUAACUGUUAUAAUCAGGCCUAUGAAGACACAAGUGAAGAUGAUGGGCUUGAAGACCCAAAUUUAGGCCUGGAUGUGGUAGAAGCAAACCGACAGUUUAUGAUGGACAGUGAAGAGCUCUAUGAUGCCCUUAUAGACUGCCAUUGGCCUGCUUUAGAAUUUCCUGCCUCUUCUGAAUACCGUUCUGAAUAUUUAUAGUAUAAGUAGACAGACUGCAUAUCAUCUGGUUUGGCAAAGGACUAAUGUGGAUCUUUCAGAAUAACCUGUGUGAAGGUGUGAGGAUGAAGCCGUUUUAUGUCCUCUUUUCCAAGGCCUUCAGAAACAGAAGUGAAACACGAGGAUAUAACAGACUUCUGUACUAUGCUGGAAAGGAUGCAACCCACAGACGCUGUGGAUCCUUAUUUUCCCCUCUGCUAUCUUCAUUAUGGACAAACAGUGCAACCUGGUAAAUUAUUUCAAAGCAGUUUGAAGUUCUUUUUGCUUUGAAUCAAUAUGCUGACAUGGUUUAUUUAAGGUGCAGUGAAACACCAGAUUUUGUUCUGGUGGUAUGUUAUAAAGGGUAUUUCGUACUGAAAUUGCUGUUUGUAAAUUCAAAUGAUGUAGUUGUUCCUUUUUUUUUUUUUCCUUUUUUUUUUUUUUUUUUAUACACUAUUUUAAUUAUUGUCAAAAUAAGAAUCCCAUGAGGUUAU
This is a messenger RNA of Clarias gariepinus (North African catfish), 1326 nucleotides long. Its product is annotated as tRNA selenocysteine 1-associated protein 1-like. Gene Ontology annotation, cellular component: nucleus. The transcript has 8 exons. The record is from RefSeq and is a predicted model, not a curated record. Gene Ontology annotation, biological process: selenocysteine incorporation. Lineage: Eukaryota; Metazoa; Chordata; Actinopteri; Siluriformes; Clariidae. Bases 200 to 835 code for a protein of 211 amino acids. Gene Ontology annotation, molecular function: tRNA binding.